CAAAUUCAAAGUUUUUCCAACUUUUAGUAUAGUCAGGACAUCAAAAAAUGUACCACCCAACAUCAGGACUUCACUACAGAUAAAACUUAUGAAAAAAGAGAUAUGUUCACAUUAUAGUAAACUUAAUUACAUCAAUUGUAAGCUUAAGGCACUGAAGAUGUUCUGUUUAGAACGAAAACGUUCUGCAAUCGAUGACAUUUUAUAGUUUUUAAAUAAACGAUUUUAUACCAGAAUACAUCUCGAAGUUUUUACUUCUGUAUUGGUUUUUUAAACUAUGGUAUACAGCCAACUAUUGGGAUUUUCCCAUUGAUUUUUUAUUAAUGACAGUAUGGUCAAUUUGGCUCUUCAGUAUUUGCGACUAGCAACACGACGAAACAACUUGAAACUCGAUAUAUGGUUUAUUCAACAGUGUCUCAAAUUCAAAGUUUUUCCAACUUUUAGUAUAGUCAGGACAUCAAAAAAUGUACCACCCAACAUCAGGACUUCACUACAGAUAAAACUUAUGAAAAAAGAGAUAUGUUCACAUUAUAGUAAACUUAAUUACAUCAAUUGUAAGCUUAAGGCACUGAAGAUGUUCUGUUUAGAACGAAAACGUUCUGCAAUCGAUGACAUUUUAUAGUUUUUAAAUAAACGAUUUUAUACCAGAAUACAUCUCGAAGUUUUUACUUCUGUAUUGGUUUUUUAAACUAUGGUAUACAGCCAACUAUUGGGAUUUUCCCAUUGAUUUUUUAUUAAUGACAGUAUGGUCAAUUUGGCUCUUCAGUAUUUGCGACUAGCAACACGACGAAACAACUUGAAACUCGAUAUAUGGUUUAUUCAACAGUGUCUCAAAUUCAAAGUUUUUCCAACUUUUAGUAUAGUCAGGACAUCAAAAAAUGUACCACCCAACAUCAGGACUUCACUACAGAUAAAACUUAUGAAAAAAGAGAUAUGUUCACAUUAUAGUAAACUUAAUUACAUCAAUUGUAAGCUUAAGGUAAUGUAUGAUUCUUUGCUCGAUAUUAUAGGAUUCAUUAACUUCAAUAAUUUUUUGACAGAUGUGCAUGACAAGGUAGAUGCUUCUAACACAAUUAAAUUCAAUAGAGUACAUAACAAGCUUAUUAAUCUCAUUAGAGACAAAACUGUAUAUGAUCAAGCCUCUCAGGAUAGAAAUAACAAUAAAAAGUUUUCAGAUUUUCAAUUCCACCCUAGAAUAAAGAACCUUACCGAUAUCAGCUUUUCAACAGAUGAAAUUAAAUUAUUAAACUAUGGUCUCAAAUACUCCGUCCCUAAAGAUUUAUCUUUACACGAUCUUGAGAGUCUAUCUAUUGAGACAGAUGUAGUAAUCCAAAACCUUUCAUUAUCUCUUUCGCAAAGAACGUCAACUAGAAAUUCCUGUUACCGUUACAUAAAUAAAUAUAAAAAUAAGAUUUCUUCAUCUUCAAAUUCUUCUUCUUCUCAGAACUCUUCUUUUAUUGAUAAUCUAUCAUUUAAACAAGCUCAAUCUCAUCUCAAAACUCUUAAAUCAAUUAAACAUAAAAUUGCUAAUCACAACCUAAUUUUUUCUAAAGCUGAUAAAGGUAAUUGUUUGGUUAUUCUAGACCGUGAUACUUACAACAAUAAAGUUUCAUCUUUUCUAGAUGACAACCACUUCAUUAUUUUACCAACUGAUCCUUCCAAGAGAUUCAUAAGUAAAUUGAAAGAUAACAUCAAAAAACACUCUGAAUUUUUAUCCAAUUAUGAGGCCCCUUACAACAAACUGCCUGGCAACCCUCUUAUUCCGAGGUUGUACGGUUUACCCAAGAUACAUAAAGUUGGAAUUCCUAUACGUCCUGUCGUCAGUUUCAUUAACACUCCAGUUUCUAUUUUAUCAAAAUUCAUACUCAACACCUUAAAAAAUUUAAUCAACUUCACACCCCGUUUUACUGUAUCAAAUUCAUACCAAUUAGUUGAUAAACUUCAACUCAUCAAUCUCAAUCCAGACAUAACUAUGCUUUCUUUUGAUGUAAGCAACCUAUUUACUUCAGUGCCCAAAAUCGAAACUUUAAGUCUGGUAAAAUCACUCUUAGUCAACAAGUCUUUUCAGCCCAAUGUCAUUUCACCGAUACUAGAUAUCCUUGAAUUAUGUCUAUCUCAAGAUUUCUUUCAAUUCAACAACAAAUUCUAUAAACAACCAGAUGGUUUAGCAAUGGGCAGUUGCUUAUCCCCAUUCCUAGCUGAUGUCUUUAUGGAUCAUUUAGAGUCCAAUCACAUUAUGAAAAAUCCAGAAAUUUUACAUUGGUUUCGUUACGUAGAUGACUGUUUGGUCUUCAUCGCUGGACAUCAUGACUCAGCUCAACAACUACUUCUUAAAAUUAACUCAAUUCACCCUAAUAUCAAAUUUACCAUGGAACUAGAAUCUUCUCAGGCCAUUAAUUUCCUUGAUUUAUCUAUUACCAGACUUAACAACCAAUUCAACUUUGGUAUCUUUCGUAAACCCACCCAAACUGACCAUGUAAUUCAUUUUUCUUCUAAUCAUCCUCUAUCACACAAACUAGCAGCUUUCAGAAGCUUCAUACACAGACUUUUCUCUAUACCUAUGUCAACAGAUUCUUUCAACAAAGAACUCAACAUUAUAAAACAAAUAGCUGUCAACAAUGGUUACGAUCCCUCUAUAAUAGAUAAACUCAUCCGUAAAAGAGAAUCUAAAUUGCUUCAAAAUUCUGCUUUCCAUCAGUCAUCUUCCUCUUCUGCUAUUUACAGGUCACUACCAUAUCAUAACCCACAUCUAUCUGAAAAGAUUAAACGUAUUGUAUCUAACUCUUCUGAGAAUAUACAUAUUUCUUUCAAAGUUGGAAAUACCCUUGGCCACUUUUUGACAAAUACUAAGGAUACAAUACACUAUAUGAAUCGUAGUGGUGUUUAUAGACUGACUUGUUCUGAUUGUGAUGCCUCUUACAUCGGCAGGACUUACAGAUCACUCUCAACCAGAUCUGCUGAACAUUCUAAAAGAGACACUACAUCAGCCUUUUCCCAUCAUUUGAAAGUUAAUAAUCAUCAUCUCGACAUCCCUGAUGGUGUUAAAUUAAUUCAUAACAUCCAAGACAGAAACAAUCUACGCCUGGAUUUGUACGAGGACCUUGAGAUUUCCAGAGACAUGAGGACCAGCCCCAAUUGCGUUAAUCGUCAAACAACUUUAAAUCGUCCUUUCACUCCUAUCCAUCGACAACUAUUCCCUUAAUCCAACCCUAGUUUUCUCUCAUUUUUCCUCUCACCCCCCUAACCCUAUACUCCUAUUCUCCAUUUCCCCCUCCCCCUCUUUUUCCACUACCCCACUAGUUUAUAACAGUCUUCUCUUUCCAUACUAAUCACCCAUUAACACAUAUCUCAACUUGCAUUUCUUUUCAACUUCAUUGCUGCCUCCCCCACUAUCCCAUCCCUCACACAGUUUUGAUUCUUCUAUUUUCCUAUCCUUCAUAUUUUUCUCCACUCCUAGUCAUUUCUGGUUUGACCUUGUGUCUCUGUCUCUUUUUCAGGUCCUCUAUAUCUCAUCUCACCAUUUCUUUCAUAAUUUAUUUAAAUGCCUCUUAUUAUUAUUAAUCCUUAAAUCGGUCUGGUUUAUUGUCUCUUUGGAAUGUUCUUCACACUCACUUAUCCUGUUGCCUGUUAUGUUACUUACUCAUUUUCUCUCAUCUCCGCUUACAAUAAUAAAAAACACCAUACAUCCAAUCACUCUGGUCUGUCAUAUAUAUCACUUUCCUUACUUAGUAACAUUCUGUCACUGCUUUCUUUUUAGAUUCUUAGACUUUACUUAACAAUAGGAUACUGCACACCUAUAUCCAUUACGACCCAUUCAGUCAAACUUCUUUCAUAAGUUUUAUUGCAUUCACUAUUCUUCUUUUUUCAUCUAUCUUUUCAUUUCCAUUCAUAUCAGGCAACUUCCAAUAUCCAUUUAUCCCAAUUUAAAAUAAAAAAAUUUUUUCACAUUUUGCAUUUGUUUGAUUUCAGUUACAAUCACAUACGUUCAUAAAGUUUGUGCACUUAAAUAUAUAUCAUUUAGUUCAGUCUAUUUACUCCACUAUCACCAAUAGAAAUCAAUCUCAUACUUUUCUAUUUCAUAUACUCAUUCAAUUUAGAUUCUUCUUUGCAUACUGACACCAACCCACAAUUUGACCUAUAUUGGUAGCUCUCAUUCUAAUUAUUUUAUUCACUAUUCCACGUUGGUAGACUAUCAAGAUACAUUACUUCCAAUUCAUUCAGUCCUUUCAAAACUACAUAAAGAUGAAUUGGACUUUAUGUCACAUAGUUUAAUUUUAUUAUUUUAUUACAUACUCUCAUUCAUUUCACAAUACUAUAUACAAUCAUAUCCUUCACACAUAUAUCUACCUCACUAACAGUAAUCUUUAGUUAUUUAAUUUUGUUAACAACUAUUUUCCAACUUUUAACAGACAUAAUUAUUCAUUACAAUAGUAUAAUAAUAAAUUUAACACAACAUAUAGCCACCUUUUGUAUAUAUACUGUUUUCUCGCAAUAUUCUACCAUUUACCUUCAACCUGUUGUCUGCUUGCCUUGUUAGGCAACCAACAUUUCAUCACAUAAAAACACUCUUAAAUUCUGGUUUUCUCGGCUUGUUUAGCUUUGUUUUUCCAUGCAAGUCUAAUUAUCUUACUAUGUAGUGUAUUUCCUUGUUUCCACAAACUUAACUUUCAACUCGUCAUUUCACAUCCGAUGACGUCACAACUUAAACCACGUAAUAUAUCUGCAUUAAAUUUAAUGAAUCUAUAAGUUAUUCUGGAAUAGAGAGUUGCUAAUUUAAACUUUACAGUAGAUUUUAUUAUUCAAAUAAUUUAAAUUAUUUUUGCAGACAAACCUCCGCAUUUUAUUAAAAAAUCCAAAAUCAAAUGAAACUUUAACCAAAAAUUGGCUUUAUCUUGUCAUGUCAUGUCACCCUUGUCAAAUUGUAAAUCCACUUCAUAAUUUCUCAGUUGGUCUGUGCCCAUUGAAUUGGCAAGUACCUAGUAUCUUCGAGCAGGGAACCAUGGCAC
This is a messenger RNA of Diabrotica virgifera virgifera (western corn rootworm), 5003 nucleotides long. RefSeq lists its product as uncharacterized. The record is from RefSeq and is a predicted model, not a curated record. Bases 743 to 3199 code for a protein of 818 amino acids. The transcript is spliced from 3 exons. NCBI's taxonomy places the organism in Eukaryota, Metazoa, Arthropoda, Insecta, Coleoptera, Chrysomelidae.